AUGAAGAUUCGAAAACAUGAGCUUUACAGAGAGGACAUUCGGGACUUGACCGACCUCACCGUGUCCAAGAUGGAUGUGUACAUGGUCAUCAACGUCCUGCAACUGCUGUUUUGCGUGAUGCUGUUCACAGAGGGCAUGCCAUCACCUGGUUCCACCCCGCUAUGGCUGCACUGGAUUCUGGCCGCGACCAGCGGCUCUGGCGUGCUUUAUUUCGUCCUCAGCAUUUGGCUUUCGAUGCACGCAUCGAUUGCGGCCCAUUCCUUCGGGGUGCGGAUGUUGACGCAGUUUGUGCGACUCCCGGUGCCCAACUUGCAGCAGAUUGACUCCGCGGCGGCCAAAGCGAAGGACUAUGAGGCGAUGAGUCUGGGCCAGAUCCUCCGCAUCCCAGUUCUGCAGCAACAGCUGAGGAAACUCACCGCCACCAUGGGUGACCUGCAGAGCGAUGAGCUGGAGGACACCACUGGACAGGAGGACAACUUCCUACCAGAGGUGGCAGGAGUUUCCAUCGAGGAAGCUGCGACAUUGAAGCCCAGCACCCAGCAUUCGCAGGCACAUCCAGCUGUACAGAGACCUGCAAGCGAACUGGCAGGUGUCCUUUUGUCCGAAACGAAGACCGGCUGGGCCGCUGCCAGCUGCAUGGCGGUGGUGAGCUGCGCCGCCUGGCUCAUCAUCAGGCGCGUCACGCGGACGCGGCCGACGCGGCGCGUCACGGACGCCGCGGCGAGGAGGCCGAGCACGCGGGCGUCUGCGACGCGCGCGCGUGUGUUUACGGCUUGGGUGUGGUGCGACAAGUCCUCCCCUUUCUGUUUGAACAUGUAUACACAGACCCCGUGGCCCAAUGGUAGACCGGUCCAUUUUCUGAAGCUUCCAGGGAGCUGGGAGGUCUCCCUCUCCAUACGGUUGAGCUCAGUGUCAUGCUUAGUCAGACACGACCAGAUGAUGAGCCGACCGGAUGACCGUGAGAGACAGGAUCCAAUGAAUCCAAACACAUGUCCACGGGCCAAAAAAAGGAGUUGA
Molecule: messenger RNA, 1017 nt
Organism: Durusdinium trenchii
Lineage: Eukaryota; Dinophyceae; Suessiales; Symbiodiniaceae
Source: the annotation of a GenBank genome assembly